Raphanus sativus (radish) is the source of this 1553-nucleotide messenger RNA. RefSeq lists its product as uncharacterized. The transcript is spliced from 3 exons. The coding region runs from base 254 to 1378 and encodes 374 amino acids. The record is from RefSeq and is a predicted model, not a curated record. Lineage: Eukaryota; Viridiplantae; Streptophyta; Magnoliopsida; Brassicales; Brassicaceae.
CCAUUUUCACUAUUCUCUUCUAAAAUUUCUCAUCCAUCCUCGUCCAUUUCCUUUUUUAUUAAUCUCUCCCACUCCAGUGAAAAAAGUUAUAAACUUUGUCUUUUUUUCUCAAAGCUUCAAUCUUUUUAUUUUCCUCUUUAUCUUCUCUGUCUAGUUCUGGAUCAUAACCAGUGUAAUAAACUCUGAACUGAAACCCUCUACUCAAUUUUUUUUUAGAAAAAAAACAGUUCUUUCUGACGAGCAGCAACACCUAAUGGGCUCAGAGCAGCAAAGAUUCCCUCAGCACGACCAACAGAGGAAAAGGUGGAGAGGUUGUUUAGGAGUCUUCUCAUGUUUCAAGUCACAAAAAGCCUUAAAACAAAUCGUCCCCUCAUCUCGCAUUCCUGAAUGUGGCAAUGCCUCAUCAGCUACACAACCUAAUGGACCUCACCAAGGUGCUACCAGAGGAAUGAACUUAGCUUUCAUGGCUCCACCAUCCUCUCCAGCUUCCUUCACAAACUCUGCUCUUCCUUCAACACCUCAGUCACCAAACAACAACAACUACUUAUCCCUCUCUGCAAACUCUCCAGGAGGUCCUUCUUCCAGCAUGUACGCCACUGGACCUUAUGCUAACGAGACCCAACUGGUCUCACCUCCUCCUGUCUUCUCUACUUUCACCACCGAGCCCUCCACUGCUCCUUUCACUCCUCCUCCGGAGCUUGCUCAUCUCACCACUCCUUCUUCACCUGAUGUCCCUUACGCUCGUUUCUUGAAGAACUCUGGCAAUGAUCUUCACUCUACGUACUCUCUUUACCGUGGAAGUCCAGCCAGCAGCUCUCUUAGAUCACCUCAAACCGGAGUCUCAACACCUCUGCAGGAGUCAAACUUCUUCUGUCCUGAAACAUUCGCCAAGUUUUACCAGGAUCAUGACCCUUCUGUUCCUCUCAACGGUGGGAGGUUAAGCGUUUCCAAGGACUCAGAUGUGUACCCAACGAGUGGGAACCAGAACAGGCAGGUGAGGCAAGGCAUGGAGGAGUUGGAAGAAGCUUAUAGAGCUUCCUUUGGGUUUAGUGCUGAUGACGUCAUCACAACUAGUCAGUAUGUAGAGUUCACUGAUGUGAUGGAUGACUCUCUAGUCAAGGCAAAGGCCUACUCACCAAGCAAAGGACAAAAGCUGCUUAGAAGAGAAGCUGAUCUUGAUUCACCAAAGGGCUACAAAGAUCACAAGCCAAGAAAGGGGAUGAUCCACGCUGAUGAAGAGGCUCUAUUGUCAAGAGUGGGGUCUGUGAAAAAAGGGAGCAGAAGCUAUCCCGCUGGUGUUUCAAGCUCCGAUGCAGAGAUUGAAUACAGAAGAGGAAGAAGCUUAAGAGAAGGCAGAGAGAACAGAGACAGGAGAUAGAUUGAUCAAGAACAAGAACAAAGCUAGCUAGCUUUGUUCUUAAAGGUCUUUUAAGUUGCAAAGGAUUUAAUAUGGAGUAAUUACUCUUUAAUAUGAUCUUUGUGAUGCUAAACUCUUGAGAUAAGAAUCUAGUUUGAAGUAUAUAUCAAUAUAUCACAGAUGGUUUUUAGAAGAA